This is a messenger RNA of Trichoderma atroviride IMI 206040, 447 nucleotides long. RefSeq lists its product as uncharacterized. Gene Ontology annotation, molecular function: histidine phosphotransfer kinase activity; protein histidine kinase binding. The record is from RefSeq and is a predicted model, not a curated record. NCBI's taxonomy places the organism in Eukaryota, Fungi, Ascomycota, Sordariomycetes, Hypocreales, Hypocreaceae. Gene Ontology annotation, cellular component: cytoplasm; nucleus. Gene Ontology annotation, biological process: phosphorylation; phosphorelay signal transduction system.
AUGGCGCUCCCCGACGACAAAGAACUCGAGGCCAUCUUCGGCGAUACCAUCGACCUGACGACAUUCAAGCAGAUUCUCGAGAUGGACGAGCCUGGUGACAACGAGUUCAGCUCGUCCAUUGUGUUUGGAUUCUUUGAUCAAGCUGAGGAGACCUUUGCGUCCAUGGACACGGCCCUGGACGAGGAAGAUCUCGAAAAACUGUCAGAACUCGGGCAUUUCUUAAAAGGUUCCUCCGCGACACUAGGCUUGGUCAAGGUUCGCGAUGGAUGUGAAAAGAUCCAGAGAUAUGGCAAGCAAGAAAACCUCGAUGGUUCUCCAGAGAACGACGUCAAGGUGUGCCUGGACCAAAUAAAAAAAGCGCUCACAGCGGUCAAGUCCGACUACGAGGAGGUCGAAACCGGACUGAGGAAUUUCUACAAGGAUGAUGACGACGAGGAUGGCGCUUAA